AUGAAUCCUUUGAUAGUUUUGGACGAGAUUGACAAACUCGGGAGGGACUUUCGAGGAGACCCCGCCUCUGCACUUCUCGAAGUUUUAGACCCUUCGCAAAACAAUUUAUUUCGAGACCAUUAUGUCGACGCCCCUGUGGACUUGUCGAGGGUUUUGUUUGUUUGCACUGCCAACGCCCAAGACGCCAUUCCAGGGCCGCUGCUGGACCGCAUGGAGCUAAUUCGGAUUGCUGGAUAUAUCCACGAAGAAAAAGUCUCAAUUGCAAAGCAGUAUUUGAUUCCCAAGACGGCAGAGGCUACAGGCUUGAACGACUCGAGGGUUUCCAUUGAGCCCUCAGCCCUCAAUGUUAUUGUCCGGGACUACGCGAGAGAGGCGGGGGUUAGAUCUUUAUCGAAGUGCAUAGAAAAGCUUUUCAGAAGAGCGGCCCUCGCCAUCGUCCGGUAA
Eimeria tenella is the source of this 444-nucleotide messenger RNA. RefSeq names its product Lon protease homolog, mitochondrial, related. The record is from RefSeq and is a predicted model, not a curated record. NCBI's taxonomy places the organism in Eukaryota, Apicomplexa, Conoidasida, Eucoccidiorida, Eimeriidae. Bases 1 to 444 code for a protein of 147 amino acids. The transcript has 4 exons. Gene Ontology annotation, biological process: protein catabolic process. Gene Ontology annotation, molecular function: ATP binding; ATP hydrolysis activity; serine-type endopeptidase activity.